GGAUGUUUCACCGAACAGUACGCGGGAGAUUGGUAGCCGUACACAAGCGGGAAGAGGUAAAUCUACAUUUUAAAGUCCUAAAGGUCUGUUAUUCCGUACUAUUUUCGAUUUUGUACGGCACAAUCUAGGUCGUCCGUACACGACAUAACAAACGUAGUAUUUGUAAAAUACAUUUCUGUCUCGUUAUCGUAAGCUUCAGCAGUGUCGGCUGUAGCCCAAACAUAUUUUCUGAGCAUAGUUGUUCAAUGUAAAUAUAAGCCCGUUUUAGUAAACGAAUACACGACUGUUACGUUUGAAAUUAAGAAAAUGAAGGUGGUAACUUGUGAGAUCGCUUGGCACAACAAAGAGCCAGUCUACAGUCUGGACUUUCAGCACAGCUCCGAUGGACGCACGCACCGACUGGCCACGGCUGGAGUGGACACCACCGUCAGAUUGUGGAGAGUAGACCUGGGUCCGGAUGGAAAAGCUGUUGUGGACUUUCUGUCAAAUUUGUCCAGACACACAAAAGCUGUGAAUGUGGUUCGAUUCAGCCCCACUGGAGAGUUCCUUGCUUCGGGAGGUGAUGAUGCUGCCAUUUUUCUGUGGAAGCUGAAUGACAGUAAGGAGCCCGAGCACACUCCUGUUUUCCAGGAUGAUGAAGAGGCUCAACUCAACAAGGAGAGCUGGUCUGUUAUGAAAACUCUCAGAGGACACAUAGAAGAUGUAUAUGACAUAUGUUGGGCAAGAGAUGGAAACCUGAUGGUUUCUGGGUCUGUGGACAACACUGCUAUCAUGUGGGACAUUAACAAAGGACAAAAGCUCUGCAUUUUAAAUGACCAUAAGAGUUAUGUCCAAGGAGUGGCCUGGGAUCCACUGGGGCAGUAUGUGGCCACACUGAGCUGUGAUAGAGUCAUGCGUGUGUAUAGUACUCACACUAAGAAGAAAGCAUUCUGUAUAAGUAAACUGAGCUCUGGGCCUGUUCCAGAGGGGGAUGCAAAACCUUUCCGAAUGUUCCAUGAUGACAGUAUGAGGUCAUUUUUUCGGCGCCUUUCAUUUUCACCAGAUGGUUCAUUCUUGUUUGCCCCGGCUGGUUGUGUCGAAUCUGGGGAAAGCAUUAUAAAUACCACUUACGUAUUUUCUAGAAAAGGCCUCAAGAGGCCUGUGGCCCACCUGCCAUGCCCAUCAAAGGCUACACUGGCAGUGCGCUGCUGCCCUGUGUACUUUGAAUUGAGGACUAAGAAAGCAGAAGAUGGGUCUGUGGAGACUCUUCCAAAUGUGUUUCAGUUGCCUUAUCGCAUAAUUUUUGCUGUCGCAUCUGAAGACUCCAUCUUUCUUUAUGAUACACAACAGACUCAUCCUUUUGGUUUAGUCUCUAACAUCCACUAUCACACACUCAGUGAUCUAACAUGGUCACGGGACGGAUCCUUCCUGGCUGUGUCUUCUACAGACGGUUACUGCUCCUUUCUGUCCUUUUCUCCUGGCGAGUUGGGAACACCUCUGAAGGAGCCUCCUCUUCUGGAGCUCUUUACUCCCAUCUGUGGAGCUGAGAAGAAAGGGAAGAAAAGUUUAGGGAACAAAACCUUAUCUCCUGGUUCUCAACCAACAGUCCCAGUCCCACCUACUGCUUGUAAAGACUCCUCUGCUCUCCCAUCAGCUUCCACAGCUACACCAGAGGAAAAAAAGACCUCAAGUGCCAAAUCUAAACCUCAACCACGCAGAAUCACCCUUAACACUCUUGAGGGCUGGGGAAAGCCCACUACCCCUAAAGCUACCCCUCCAGCUGUGCCUCAGAGCCCAGUGUCAGGCAGUGCUAGUUCUCCUUCCACUCCUCAGCAAAGCACAGCUCCCCUCACACCCUCCAAUUCCUCUGCAGCUCAGCCACGGGUCAUGCCUCUCACUCCAUCUACCCCCAAAGUUCUCAGCAGUGCCAACACAUCGGGGUGCUCUACUCCAACAGGAAGAACUACCCCGAAGGGGCCAACCCCCAGGCGAGUGUCUCUGACUCCAGUUGCAACUCGUUCACCAGCAGCCAGUUCACUGUUCACAACACCCUCAUCCACAGAGAAGGCUAAACAUGAACGUCCCUCUCCCCCAUUGGAUCCAGUAUGCCAACCUCCAGAGUCCAAAAGAUCGAAGACUGACGGUGACUCUGCAAAGAAGAUGAGUAGCAGCUAGACAACAAUAAGUCUGAAGUGUCAAUGAGAACGACCAUAGACAUUAUCUCUAGAACAGGCACACUUGGCUGCAGGUGGUUACAGUAUUUCUGUAAUGUAGGAUCCCUGUUUUUGUAACUUUUGUCACGCUAUAAUCAUUGUAUCAGCUCCUUUGUGAUUUUGUUUUUGUAACCCCAAUUCUUUGAAUACAAAACGGUGGAUUUUAUUAAAGAAACUAUAAAGAACUAUUGUAUUAAGCUCUGAAUAUGGAUUAAAAUUGGCUGAAAAUGUGAGUAAAAUGUGUUGUGAGUACUUGUGUUUGGGGUGUGUGUUGUAUAGAUUACACGUUUUAAUUUGCAGAAAAUAUAUGGAAUAAAACAUCUUACCAUAUACAACACACACACAGGAACUGAACCAAUAAACAUGUAACUCUUUACACUCUCCU
Molecule: messenger RNA, 2577 nt
Organism: Periophthalmus magnuspinnatus
Lineage: Eukaryota; Metazoa; Chordata; Actinopteri; Gobiiformes; Gobiidae
Gene: chaf1b
Product: chromatin assembly factor 1, subunit B
Exons: 13
Coding region: 307-2154 (615 amino acids)
Biological process (GO): DNA replication-dependent chromatin assembly; nucleosome assembly
Cellular component (GO): nucleus; CAF-1 complex
Molecular function (GO): protein binding
Source: RefSeq, a predicted model, not a curated record